CUUGCAUUGUGACUCGCAUACUUAUGCUACGAUUUUCAAGGCGUGCACCAACAAAAACCUUCUGUCUCGGGGAAAAGAGGUUCACGCACAAACAAUCAAAGCGGGUCUAGACUCUGCUUCGUUCGUGGCGAACACGCUGGCCUCCAUGUACUCGAAAUGCAGAGAUUUUACCCAAGCGGUUUUGGUGUUCAAACGAAUGCUAGUUCGAGAUGUGGUUUCGUGGACUAGUGUCAUCGCCACCUAUGCUCAGAUGGGUCGAGAAAUUGAAGCCAUUCGUUCCUUUAUUGCUAUGCAGAGCGAUGGGGUGAGGCCCAACGAGCACACUUAUGCCGAGGUGAUCUCUGUGAUCGGUGACGUUGCGCUGGGCGAGCAGAUUCACGUGCACGUGAUACACAUCGGAUUUAUCAGCACAAGAACGGUCACCAACACGCUCGUCACGUUCUACUCUCGUGCCAGCCGACUCAGUUCAGCUGAUGCAGUGUUCAGGGAAAUACGCUCAAAAGAUAUCGUCUCAUGGAGCUCUAUUAUCUCAGCUUACGCCCAAGAGGGGUACACAGAAGAGAGUUUCUCGCUCUUUGCGCAGAUGCGUGAUGCUGGAAUACUCCCUACUGAGUAUCAAAUCUCUAGCCUUUUCAGCACCUGUGCAUCCUCAGCGAUGCUGGAUGCAGGACGCCAGCUCCACGCUCUCAUGAUACCCACUGGAGUAGAAUCUGAUUCAAAGAUCAACAGCUCAUUGAUCAACAUGUACUCAAAAUGUGGGAUGAUCGAUGAGGCUCAUAGGGUUUUCAAAGAUACGGGAGCCGAGAAUGUGGUCUCCUGGACUGCUAUGAUCAAUGGGUAUGCAGAGCACGGGCUCAGCAAUGAGGCCAUCAGUAUGUUCGAUAGCAUGACGAAUACAGGACUCGUACCUGAUCAAGUAGCAUAUAUUGGCGUCUUGACAGCAUGUAGCCAUGCAGGGCUUGUUGAUCUAGGACUCAGAUACUUUGAGAAUAUGAAACAUAAUUGUAAGAUCGAGCCGUGGAAGGAGCAUUACGGUUGCAUAGUGGACAUGUUAGGCCGAGCUGGACGCUUAAAGGAGGCAGAGAACGUGAUCGACUCAAUGCCAUGGAGAGCGGACGAGGUUGUGUGGACCACAAUGCUACGGGCAUGUGCAGUGCAUGGGGAUAGCGAGUUAGGGCAGAGGGCGGCGGAGAGAGUGCUGGAGCUGGAGCCAGAGUGUGCGGGUGCACACAUUGCGCUGUCGAAUAUAUACGCGGCCAAGGGGAGAUGGGGGGAGGCGGCAGUUAUGAGAAGGGCGAUGAGGGGGAAGGGAGUGAGGAAGGAGGCGGGGUGGUCGUGGAUUGGCAUCGGGGAUGGU
Molecule: messenger RNA, 1357 nt
Organism: Asparagus officinalis (garden asparagus)
Lineage: Eukaryota; Viridiplantae; Streptophyta; Magnoliopsida; Asparagales; Asparagaceae
Product: putative pentatricopeptide repeat-containing protein At3g47840
Exons: 1
Biological process (GO): RNA modification
Molecular function (GO): protein binding; RNA binding
Source: RefSeq, a predicted model, not a curated record